Penicillium nucicola is the source of this 351-nucleotide messenger RNA. RefSeq lists its product as uncharacterized. The record is from RefSeq and is a predicted model, not a curated record. The transcript has a single exon. Bases 1 to 351 code for a protein of 116 amino acids. NCBI's taxonomy places the organism in Eukaryota, Fungi, Ascomycota, Eurotiomycetes, Eurotiales, Aspergillaceae.
AUGAAUGACUUGGCGGAGAUCUUACUUGGGUUAUUCGUUCCCUGGGGCCAGCUGCCAGCGCUUUUUCAAAAGCACGCCAAUGCUGUGCCGACGAAACGCGAUGCUUGCUCCCGAAUAUGGAAAACUGUAGAGCCAGCACUCGUGUCGCAUCUCCGAACGUUUGCAGCGAAUGUUGAACUCCUACGCAAGUCCAGAGAAGACAGUUACGCUGACGCAAAGCUUCGACAAGCACCCAUCCCAGUUGAUAGCUUAUUCGACCGCGAUAUUGAUGAGCUCGAAAUCGACAAUGUUGAUUCUGAUUCUGACGACUCCUUUAUGAAUCUGGAUGAUGUGUUAGCAUCGAGACUCUAA